GCCAGACUGCAAUCCACGCACACACGCACCACAGAAACUGCAACCUGCCCAGAAGCAGAGAGGAGGGGUUAGCACACACCUCAGCUGCAAUCACAGAGAUGGAAACAGCAGCAGUGCGGGACUGACUAGCUGUGGUUGCUGCUGCGAAGCUUUUUGAAGGAAACUAACUUCCGGAGAGAAACUUAGUGUCUGCAGUGUCUUAGUAUGUGCAGUGUCUUAGUAUGUGCAGUGUCUUAGUAUGUGCAGGGGGAACUCUGCUUCGCCGCCGGUGACGCUCACCAAAAGCUCUCUCAUCGUCUGAAUUUAGAGAGAGGAGAGAGUCUUAAGCUGUACAAUGCGUUCAGAUAGCAGUUAACGAAACAACCGUGACAUUUUAAUACGCAGCAAACCAGAUGCUAACUCUCACAUUCACCUGGAGAUUUGCUGCAUUCGCGAUGAUCGUGACUACGAGACACUGAGCAGCGGUAUCCCUCCUCUCUCUCUUUCUCCUUACCGCUCUCUCUUUUGUCUUUUUCUCUCUCUCGCUCUCUUCGCGGGUUCACUACAAGACUACCAGCCAUUUAGCCAUUUCAGCAGUGCAAUGGAGCAGCUCAGAUUCAGCACCUUGGACAGCGCUAGAGUUCUACUGUGUUUGUUCGCGAUCCUGGUCCGGUUUACGGUCACGGCCGAGCAGGAGGGAGAGAACCUCUCCGGUCUGUCCACCAACCCGGAUAAAGACAUAUUCGUGGUCCGAGAGAACGGGACCACCUGCCUCAUGGUCGAGUUCGCUGUYCGCUUCACGGUCCCCUUCGAUGUCCUCGCGCUCAACGGSAUAGAUCUUAUCACGGAGAAUGCGUAUCUGGCUCUGCCUCGCGGGGCAGACAUAGAGGGGAAAUGCGGAAGCCAGGACGCCCAUAUACACAUCUCGUGGAAUGAUAACGCCUACACACUCCGCAUCUACUUCGUCAAGGAAACCAGUGGCAAGGGACAUGUGUGGAAGAUUAGCAAGGUGCAGUUCGUUUAUGACACCUCGGAAACGCAUUUCCUCAACUCAUACAACCCUGGGAAGCACACAGCCAGCACCCACCAUUUGUCAGCGUUAGAGACCCCUGCUGGCCGCUCAUAUGUCUGCGAGGCUAAGCAGACACUCACCCUCAUCUCCAGUGACCACCAGAAGGGAGUGACUGUUGCCAUAAGUGACGUCCAGAUCCAGCCCUUCGACAUCAACUCAGAUUUCAUGUUCAGUGAAGCCUAUAAGUGCAUCACGGACCAGCGGGAACAGCUGGAGGAGACUCUUCCUCUGAUCCUGGGCUUCAUCCUGGGCCUCAUCAUCGUCAUCACACUGUCCGUCUACCACUUCCACCUUAAACUGACCGCUGCCACUCAGUUUCAGCUGCCCUGCAACCGAUCCAUGUACAGCAACAUGUAAGGUACUGGACAUUGAAACAGCCACUGUACCACAAAUCUCCCUGGUCAAGAGGAAUAUGUAAGGAAUCAGAUAUUAUCAUCACAAUAGUACAACUCCAUGUUCAAGGUAAUAGGACAUUGAAACAAGCACAACGUGAUGUUCAAGGUAAUAGGACAUUGAAACAAGCACAACGUGAUGUUCAAGGUAAUAGGACAUUGAAACAAGCACAAUGUGAUGUUCAAGUCAUUACAACCACUAUACUAUAAAAUCAAGACAACAUGACCACUCUCCAUUCAAGGAUUGGACAUUAGAACAACAAUCAUUGACUACAAUUAUAACCACAACGCUCCUGCCUCUCCAAAGUCAACCCAUCGUGACUUCCCCUGCUCUGAACUUCAUCAUAUAUUGGAGAGUAGGCCAGAACUUGAUGGAGGCCUAACUUGCAAUAUGGCUAACUUGAGAUAUGCUUUUGAGUAAAACCAUGCAUUGAAGUCAAUUGGAGACUUGCGCAACAUUUGAUUUACGCACAGAGAUUUUUCAGUUAGCAUUCCACCCAUAGGAGGUGUUCUGUUGUUUGUGUCCAGAAAUCGAGGUUAUGUCGAGAAGCCUGCAGUUUGUCAUUCCAUCACCUGUCUCUCUCUGUCUUUUCUGUAAACGCGCCACAAAAGAAACCUUGCAGGUGGCAGGUCCAGAGUUGAUGUUCGGCUGAGGUUUUUACUUUUUCAAAUCCAGUUUUUCCUUUUUGUUUUUGAAUGCAAUCAUAGUGGUGAAAGUGGAGUGUUGUGCUGUGUGCAGGUGUUUCAACGACCUUCAGAAAUCAUGAAAAAUAAAUCAUUUCAGGCAGUGUAUUUACUUUGGUUUGAUGGAUCCUUUUCCAGAUCCCAUUGUAUGGAAUUAUAUCAAGAAAAAAUAUGAAAUAUGUAAAUAAAACAAAUAAAACGUGUUCUG
Salvelinus sp. IW2-2015 is the source of this 2335-nucleotide messenger RNA. RefSeq names its product lysosome-associated membrane glycoprotein 5-like. The record is from RefSeq and is a predicted model, not a curated record. Gene Ontology annotation, cellular component: plasma membrane; late endosome membrane; lysosomal membrane. Lineage: Eukaryota; Metazoa; Chordata; Actinopteri; Salmoniformes; Salmonidae. Gene Ontology annotation, biological process: establishment of protein localization to organelle.